GCUGACCUGGAACAUAUGGGACCAAUUAGUCACAGGCGAUCUGUCAGCUGGUGGAGAGGACUGCUUACCAGCCAAACCAUGAUGGCUCAGCUCUUGUGGAUAUGUCUUUCCUUCUUUUCUCUGACCUUUAUCGAAGCAAACGUGUUUCUGUCGCAAGAGAGUGCAAGCCAAGUUUUCAGAAGACAUAAGCGUGCCAACAGCUUUUUUGAAGAGCUAAAAAAAGGUAACUUGGAAAGAGAAUGCCACGAGGAGCAGUGCAGCUAUGAAGAAGCGAGGGAAGUGUUUGAGACUGAAGAACCAACUAUGGAAUUCUGGAACAAAUAUGUAGACGGAGACCAAUGUGAGAAAAAACCUUGUCAAAACAAUGCUGGUUGCAAGGAUGGUAUUGGAGAAUAUACCUGCCUCUGCAAUGAAGGCUUUCAGGGGAAAAACUGUGAAAUUGAAAUUCCAAAGCUGUGUGAAACCAACAAUGGGGAUUGUGAUCACUUCUGCAAGGUGGACAGGGACGUCACAUGUUCAUGUGCUGAGGGGUAUAAACUGGGACAAGACGGGAAAUCAUGCAUGCCUAGUGACCUGUUCCCUUGUGGAUUGCUACAGACUUCUAAAACCCGGUCAAUAUCUGAAGUGGCUGAACCGCUUCCAGCUCCAGAAAGAAAUCUGACUGAAGCAGAGAACAGAACUGACCUGCACCCCACAGAUACACCUGAAAAUGAAAACAGCAGAAUUGUGGGUGGGGGAGAUUGCCCUAUAGGACAUUGUCCAUGGCAGGCUCUUUUAGUAAACCAGGAUGGGGUGGGAUUCUGUGGAGGAACAAUUCUCAGUAACAGAAUUGUGCUGACUGCAGCACACUGCAUGAACCAAACCAAAUAUUUCACAGUCAUUCUUGGGGAGUUUGACACCCUAAAGGAUGAAGGCCGAGAAAAGACUUACCAAGUUGAAAAAGUGCUUAUUCAUAACUCGUACGUCCAAAAAACCUAUAACAACGACAUAGCCCUUGUGAAACUGAAGGAUCCAAUACAGUUCAGCAAGUACAUCAUCCCCGCAUGCCUACCCAACCGAGAGUUUGCCGAGAGAGUCCUCAUGAAUCAGCCAUUUGCUCAAAUCAGCGGCUUCGGGCGCGUUCAUGAGCGAGGAAGACAGUCCACCAAGCUCCAGAAGCUGAACGUCCCGUACGUGGACAGGCAUGUCUGCAUGGAGUCCAGCCUGUUCAAGAUCUCUGUCAAUAUGUUCUGUGCUGGCUAUGACCAAAUGGAAAUGGACGCCUGCCAAGGCGAUAGUGGAGGUCCCCAUGUCACGGCACACAAAGACACUUGGUUUGUCACGGGAGUUGUCAGCUGGGGAGAGGGGUGUGCCAGGAAAGGAAAAUAUGGCAUCUAUACCCAAGUCUCCAGGUACCUGCGGUGGAUUCAACAGGCUAUGAAGCGUCUCUAACAAUACACAGUACAUUUUUUGCUAACUUCUCAGUCUGUAUGUCUUGAAUUGUUUUCUGAGCCAUACAAGACAGCUCUUAAUGAUGGUGAAUGAGUAGUAAUAAGAACAAUUAUUAUAUAAUUAUGAGGUAAUACAUAAGUUAUGGAGUUUCUCCUGAUCUCGAUGGCCUUAUCAAGCAGUACUCAAUUGUGGCUUUUAUACCCUCUUAAUUACCUGAAAUCCUUGAUUUUCCAGAAGAGUUUCAUCUAGCCCUAUAUCGUUCACACCACACAUUCAACCUUGCUUCCAAGAACAGGGUUGCUUGAAGGGUUUAGAUACUUUCAUUUAUCCUAUAUCACUACAGUCUGAUAUAGCUGUCAAUGAAGUUGUGAUUUUAAACAUCAAAAUACUGUACCAACAUGUAUGAUGUGUGCUAAGCUUUCAAACCAUUUAAUUUUAAUCUACUAAAAGUAAAAUUCUUUCUUGAGCAAGUCAUACCUGUACGCAACAGAAAUUGUGCUUUCUUGAAAUGCCUGUAUGGCAGGUUAAAAUGUAUUCUUUGUUUGACAUUACACAGGUCCUGUUUAGUUCUUGUUAACCAGACACCUAAAUACUUCUCUUGUACUUUUGACCCAAUCAGUAAUAAAUAUAUUCUCUUUA
Polyodon spathula (Mississippi paddlefish) is the source of this 2070-nucleotide messenger RNA. Its product is annotated as coagulation factor X-like. The record is from RefSeq and is a predicted model, not a curated record. The coding region runs from base 16 to 1431 and encodes 471 amino acids. Gene Ontology annotation, molecular function: calcium ion binding; serine-type endopeptidase activity. Gene Ontology annotation, biological process: blood coagulation; proteolysis. The transcript is spliced from 9 exons. Gene Ontology annotation, cellular component: extracellular region. Lineage: Eukaryota; Metazoa; Chordata; Actinopteri; Acipenseriformes; Polyodontidae.